CAGGUUGUCGAGAGGUGCGACUCGGGGCGACGCCAGUGCUGGCGAUGAUAAGGCUCGAGAUGGCAGCGCACGAGAUGGGGGGCCGCCCCGUCGACCUGAACAAGGGCAUGCGGUGCAUCAAGUACCUGCUGUUCUCCUUCAACUUCGUGUUCAUGCUGACGGGCAUGCUGGUGAUCGCCGUGGGCACCACCAUCCUCGCCGCCUACCAGAAGUUCGACAGCUUCCUGGAGAGCAGCUUCUACUCGCCGGCCACGCUGCUGAUGGCCGUGGGCGUCGUCAUCGGAGUCGUGGCCUUCUUCGGCUGCCUGGGCGCCGCGCGCGAAAGCACCUGCAUGAUCAUGGUGUUCUCCGUGCUGCUGGGGGUCGUGUUCGUGCUGGAGGUGUCGGCGGGCAUCGCGGCCUACGUGCUGCAGGACAACCUCGGCGCGGCUCUGGGCGCGCGCAUGCAGACGCUCAUGGGCCAGUACCGCAGCGACAGCGGCGUCCGGCACACCUUCGACUUCGUGCAGCGGCAGCUGCACUGCUGCGGCGUGCACCACCUGCAGAACUGGAGCAGCGUGCUGCAGGAGGGCGACCCGGGCACGCUGCAGUUCGGCGGGACGGCGGUGCCCACGUCGUGCUGCGCGCGCGACCAGCCGCCGCCGCCGCCCUACAACGGCACCGCCGCCGCCGCCGCCUGCCACAUGGUGUACGGCAACGGCUGCCUCGGCCGCGUGCAGCUCAUGCUGAGCCAGAGCGCCAUCAUGCUGGCGAGCGCCGCCUUCACGCUGGCGCUGCUGCAGCUGCUGGGCGUGGCGUUCGCGUGCUCCCUGGGACGAUCCAUCCGCGAGCAGAAGACGUAUCGUGAGCGGCGCCGCUGGGAGCUGCGCGAGAAGCUGAUGAACAGCUACACGCCGCUGGGGCAGACCGACCCCAAGAUCACCUACCCCGUCAUCUUCAUGAAGAAUGACAAGGCGUCCGACUGCUAGGGUUGUGGGGAUCUCUCUCCCCUUCCCCUCCACCGGCCCUCUUAUCCCCUCUCCGUCUGGCUCUAUCUACACCCUCCCUCCUUCCACCCGACCAUUUUCCCCUACACCCUCUUAUCCUCUCCCCUUCACUCUAUAUCCACUCCCUCCUUCCACCCAACCAUUUACCCAUACACCCACUUAUCCUCUCCCCUUCACUCUAUAUCCACUCCCUCCUUCCACCCAACCAUUUACCCAUACACCCUCUUAUCCUCUCCCCUUCACUCUAUAUCCACUCCCUCCUUCCACCCAACCAUUUACCCAUACACCCUCUUAUCCUCUCCCCUUCACUCUAUAUCCACUCCCUCCUUCCACCCAACCAUUUUCCCCCUCACCCUCUUAUCCUCUCCUCUUCACUCUAUAUCCACUCCCUCCUUGCUUCUACCCAACCCAUCUUACCGAGAUGUAUUCCCGCUCUAUCCACACUCUCCCUCUCACUUUUACUUGCCUGCUUCCUUCCCUCCUUCACACCAUACCUCCUUUCCAACAGUCUUAUCCACACCAUCUUACCUACUCUAUCCAUACCCUCACUUCCACCCCCUUCCACCUACCCAGCCUCACACCCUCUGUCCUGUCUCUUUCCAGCCGCCUUAUCUUCCCACACCCUCCGCACCAUGCCUUUCACCCUAUACACACCCUCUUGAGCGCACAAUGUGCCCGAGAGUUCACAAAUUGUAAGCCUUACCACGCAUCUAAACCUUACCUGGAAAUACAUUUUCGCAGUGCAUACACAAUUAGCUGUGAGCUAGAAAAAUUAGAGAUAUCUGUAUAGGUUCGUUUAAAAGUACAAUGCGCGAACAACGAAACUGAAAACUAAAGUAUUUGCAUAAACAUAUUAAAAAAAAUUACUAAAUCAAGAUUAAGUAUUAUAUCAAAACAAUCACAAUACUACUAUGUACUUUUAGUUUUACGUUUUAAACUUAAUGUUUACUUUGUAUUAUUAGAUCACAGACAAAGUAGUUAAAUAGAUUCAAAAUUUCUUGGUAUUUAAUAAUAACUAUUGAUGUCAGUUAAUUUUUUUCUUUCAUUUUUGCGUAUACUUUUGAAAUGAACAGGGAAUCCAAGGCAGCCAAAUGACCGUAGUUGUAAAGCAAAUCGGUCUGCUUUGAUUAGAUAUUAGUUCAUAAAAGUUAAACCCGUCACAUAAUUAUUUGCGCUAUGUGAGUAAUUUUUGUUAUUUUACGCCUUUGAUUUUAUUUUUAUUUCUUAGAAUUCAUUUUAAUAGAUCUAGAUAAAUGUUAAAGCCUUUAGUUGCUAUAAGUCUAAAGAUUGUAAUACAACUUUUGAGGUAGUUGUCUCUGAAAGCUGUUAAAUAAAUUUUAACAUUAUUUUCUUUAAUAUUACUUUAAUUAAUUUUGGUUUGUUCAAAGAAUGUUCUUUUAUCCAGAGAUAUAGCAUGGCAGUUAUUUAUGGGUUUAUAAUAUUCUUUUAUUCUUUACAUACUUUUAAAGGGUUACUGUCAUCUCAAUUUAGUGUUAUUUUAGGUUCUAUUAACUGAUGAUUUGCAGUGUAAUAUGAAAAACUGCAGAAAAAGUUGUAUGUUUAUUUGUAAAUACAUUACAUGUUGUUCUUAAAAAUUGUGAUUAAAUUGAACAAAGACAAAAAUAAAGCUUCAAAAGUGAAA
Messenger RNA from Bacillus rossius redtenbacheri, 2628 nucleotides. RefSeq names its product CD63 antigen-like. The coding region runs from base 45 to 968 and encodes 307 amino acids. Gene Ontology annotation, cellular component: plasma membrane. The record is from RefSeq and is a predicted model, not a curated record. The transcript is spliced from 5 exons. NCBI's taxonomy places the organism in Eukaryota, Metazoa, Arthropoda, Insecta, Phasmatodea, Bacillidae.